AUUAACAUAUAAGAAGAACUAAAGUAAGUUUAACUUUUACUUGAACUUUGUACUCUUUAUACGCGUCAUAUUUUAUAGAUCAUCGUCUUUUGUCUGUAAUCUGUAAAAGAAAUAGUAACUACAGCUGUAAAAUAAAUGCAGUGCAGUAAUAUUUCUUGUCAAAUGUUGUACAAGUACUACAAAAAGUGCCUCAAAAUUAUACUUAUACCAUUGCUGUGAACACUCCUCAUAAGGUUUUUAGGGAUGGUCUCGAGCAGUAAUUGUGUUUGAGCAAAUUGCAGUGACAGGGACAGCAGGGAACUGGACUUUGCUUUUGUUUUAUGGCUCUGAGCUGCUGAUACGUUGUCGCCUAGUGAUCACUUUGUGUGCUCGGGCUGCAGUUGUGUUAGUCAGUGCAUCCAGCGGGAGUUGGAGGUAAAAGAAAAAGAACGUGACAGAUUUCUUUCAAGCUUUUCUGUUCUUUUAAGAGAUGUCUAGGUACCACAAAGCAGCAAUUGAUGGAUACUUGGACCUCUUGAAGGAGGCCACAAGGAAGGACUUGAACACUGCGGAUGAAGAUGGCAUGACUCCCACUUUACUGGCUGCUUUUCAUGGACAUGUCGAUGCUCUUCAGCUCAUAUGCAGCAGAGAAGGAGACCCCAAUAGGAGUGACAUCUGGGGGAACACACCAUUACAUCAUGCUGCAGCCAAUGGCCACAUGCACAUCCUCAGCUUUCUGGUCAACUUCGGUGCCAACCUCUUUGCACUGGACAAUGACUUCCACACAGCUAUGGAUGUUGCUGCUUCUCGUGACCGCAUGGACUGUGUGCGCUUCCUAGAUGAUGCUGCCUCAAAGCAGACCAAUAAAAAUCCCAAGAAGGUUGCGACUCUAAAGAAGGAGGCCAACAAAGAAGCAGAGAGACGUGUGAAACUUUGUGAGAAGGUAAAGAAGAAACACGAAAGCAAGAUGAAUAAACUGCAGCGUGGUGCAAGCACCUCUAGUUCUGCUUCAGAGGUAUCAUCAUUCUCAGAUGGUAGUAACAUGAUUGGCGUCAGUGAGCAGUUCUCCAAGCUUAUUGCUCCUGAUAAAACUGGCUCUCUUACAGCGAGAGUUAAAGGCACACUCUCCAGGCUUGGUAAGAAAGAUAAAGGCACGCUGCAGAGAUCAGGAGGGGAUGGGAAUGUGGUUUACCUCAAACCGGACAGUGCAGUGUCCGAGAAGCCAGACCUUAUGGGUGUCUUCAAUGAACAGGAUGAAGGCAUGGAAGAUGAAAGAAUGGCAGGCUAUGACGAUGACGACGAUGAAGAAUCAGGCGAAGUCAAACAGUCCAUCUUCAACCGGCCCGGGCUUGGAGGUCUGAUUUUCAUGAAGAUGGGGCUGGAAUCAGAGGACAUCCCCAGUGAAAACAAUGAAAGCCUUGGCUAUCUUGUUCAGAAUGAGCUGAAUGAAGAAGAUGCUGCUGGCUUUGAUGGGAGUGGUGACACUGAUCUGCCGUGGGACCAGGAAGAUUUGGGACUGGAUGAUGAUGAAGAUGAGGAUACCUCUCCUUUAGAUGUUUUCUUGUCUGCCAUCUCCUUGCCAGAGUUUGCCCUUGCAUUCAGCAGAGAGCACCUGGACCUGGAUGCGCUAAUGCUUUGCUCUGAUGAUGACCUGAAAGGCAUUCGGAUCCAGCUGGGACCCAGGAAGAAGAUCUUGGAAGCUGCUGCUCGCAGAAAGAAUGCACUGAACACUCCUGGCAUCAUUAAGGAUAGCUGCUUGUGAUCUACAGAACACAUGGACACUGAUCUAUAAUCCAAUUUUAAACUUAAAUGAGUCGGUAUCUAUAAAACUGUUUUCCCACAAUUUAAAAAUAAUCAAACUUACACUCUCUAGAGAUGGCACUGAGAAAUCAUCUGUAUAUACAGUAUAAUUCAUGUUAUAACCACUUACAACAUGGCAGUAAUGUUAGGACCUACAAUAUCAAUAAUAACCUUCACACAUCUGGUUGAAAAAGUUAAAAUUAAAACAACAUAAUAAAGAACAGAAACAUGGCAACUCAAUCUUAUAACAUCAAUGCUACUGUAUAGACAAAAAACAGACUUGUUUUGUUGAUUGAUUCUUUUCCUUAAAUGAGAUCAGAGGAUCAGUGGUUGAUUUUGUUGUGCUGUUUUAUGCUUGUUGUAAUUACACAACUGUCAAAUAAAUAAGACCUGUGCAAAAUAAUGUCUCCAAUGUAAUAUUAUCUGAUGCAUAUAUGUGUUUGUGUGCGUGUGCACUUGUAUUCAUCACGUUGUGGGGACUUGGUUACACAAAUAAGAUUGUGGGGACUCACCUUCCAUUUGGGGACAAAACCAAGUCAAACCAUUACAUUUUGAUGAUGAGCAUGUUCACAACAAAACAAAUCACAUCUCGGUCUUAUUCUCCAGUUAGAAAACCACCACCUGAUGUGGUUCUCAUCGACAUCAUUUAGUGUAGCAAUGUCACAGGAGCAGGAGAACGUUGCAAUUGCAAUGAUUUAAUAUACACUGUCCUUCUUGAAUGAAUUUUAGUUUUAGCUAGAGAAAACAAUGUUUAUUAUUCAUUUUAGCCUUGAACAAAGAUAGG
Molecule: messenger RNA, 2563 nt
Organism: Larimichthys crocea (large yellow croaker)
Lineage: Eukaryota; Metazoa; Chordata; Actinopteri; Sciaenidae
Gene: anks4b
Product: ankyrin repeat and sterile alpha motif domain containing 4B
Exons: 2
Coding region: 470-1741 (423 amino acids)
Molecular function (GO): protein binding
Source: RefSeq, a predicted model, not a curated record